AUGGCCUUCUGGGAAGGAGGGUUUGCUGGAAGGAAGAAGACAGCCCUGUGGUCGGUACUGGCCCUGCUGGCCGUGUCCACUCUCAUCCUGACCAUCGGCCUCGCUGCCACCACCCGCACGGAGAACGUGUCUGUGGGCGGCUACUACCCGGGCAUCAUUCUGGGCUUUGGCUCUUUCCUGGGGAUCCUCGGCGUCCACCUGGUGGAGAACAGAAGGCAGAUGCUGGUGGCCGCCAUCAUCUUCAUCAGCUUCGGCGUGGCGGCUGCCUUCUGCUGUGCCGUUGUGGACGGCGUGUUCGCUGCCCGGCACAUGGACCCACGUCCCCUCGCGGCAGGACGGUGCCAGUUCUACUCCAGCGGGGCAGGGCACCUGCAGGGUGUGUACCAGGCAGAGGUCACCUGCCACUCCUCCAAUGGCAAGUGCCAACUGAAGGUGAAGAGUAACACCUGCUACUGCUGUGACCUCUACACCUGCCACAGCACGGAGCUUCCCCUCCCCUACUACGAGUUCGUGGGUGUGCGCGGCUGUGGGGACGCCCUCCACCUCUACCGGCUGCUCUGGGCCUCGGCCGUGCUCAAUGUGCUGGGCCUGUUCCUGGGCGCUGCCACGGCCGCCGUCCUGGGCGCCUUCAAGGACAUGGUCCCCUGGAACCAGCUGGCCUCUGGCCUGGCCUGCUCCCCGCAGACCCUCCAUGGCCCUGCCCGCCAGGUUCUGGCCCACCCAGACCUCUGCCCGGUGCCUGCACUGCCCACCUGCUCAUCCUACCCGCUGCCCCUCCAGCCCUCUGGUCACUGCCCCGUCUCGCUGGCCCCUGGCCUCUCCCUGUCCGAGAACCUGUCACAUCCGUCCAGUUCCAGCUGCGGGCUUCCGCCUGACGCCCCCUUCUAUGUUCCAGUCCACCUUCUCCCGGGGGAGAAGCCCCCACCCUACGCACCGUGA
Messenger RNA from Sorex fumeus (smoky shrew), 939 nucleotides. RefSeq names its product transmembrane protein 255B (gene TMEM255B). NCBI's taxonomy places the organism in Eukaryota, Metazoa, Chordata, Mammalia, Eulipotyphla, Soricidae. The record is from RefSeq and is a predicted model, not a curated record. The transcript is spliced from 9 exons. The coding region runs from base 1 to 939 and encodes 312 amino acids.